This is a messenger RNA of Solea solea (common sole), 1937 nucleotides long. Its product is annotated as zinc finger protein 892-like. NCBI's taxonomy places the organism in Eukaryota, Metazoa, Chordata, Actinopteri, Pleuronectiformes, Soleidae. Gene Ontology annotation, molecular function: RNA polymerase II cis-regulatory region sequence-specific DNA binding; DNA-binding transcription factor activity. The coding region runs from base 231 to 1580 and encodes 449 amino acids. The record is from RefSeq and is a predicted model, not a curated record. Gene Ontology annotation, biological process: regulation of transcription by RNA polymerase II. The transcript is spliced from 3 exons.
UAUAAGUAUACCGCCAGUGCGGACGUUCGACACUCCGCCGUAAGACAUCUACCCUUGUAUAUCUUAUAUGUCUGAUUCGCUCGCUCUGCCGGAACUUCCCAACUGCAACUCAGCGGAAGCGGAAGUACACAAACACAACGCUAGGCUAAGACUUGCAGCGUUAGCGCCGUUCUCCUCCGUGAGUCGCAGGUCGCUGGCGGUUAAAUAUUCCAAUUGCGAACGAAGCGGCGAUGUCUUCGCUUCCGUAUUUGAGACGUUUGAUCAAAGAGCGACUAAAUGCUGCUGGCGAGGAGAUAUUUAGACUCGUUGAAGCGUCGCUCGUCGUGUACGAGGAAGAAGUGGAUCGUCAGCGCAAACUGCUGGAGAUCGUCUGGAAACCUGAAGUCAAGUUGCAGCGGAUCGAGCAUGAGGAGAAGGUUCUCACUGAGCAGCAGCUCUGUAACCAGGAGAGGAACUCCAGUCUGGACCAAGAGGCACCAGAGUCUCUACAGAUGGAAGAGGAGGAAAUCUGCACCAGUCAGGAGCAGGAGCAGCUUGAACUGAAGCAGGAGGCUGACACCUUUAUGUUGACUCCUGAUAAUGAAGAAAGUAAUCACAUGGAGUUCCUCUCUCCUGUAGCUGAGAGUCGAGAUCAGACAGGAAACAAACGUGUCGAAAAAUGCAUGGAGUCUGAGGAAGAGGUGGCUCGUCAGCUGAAGAUCAUUCGUAAACCUGAAGUAAAGUUCCAGAAGUGCACAGUUCUUACUGAGCAGGAGAGGAACUUCAGUCCGGACCAUGAGGAACAAGAGAUUAAAGCGGAACCAGGGGAAAUCUGCACCAGUCAGGACCAGGACGCUGGUACUGUUACGUUGACUCCUGAUGAUAGAGAAAGUGAUCACAUGGAGCCGGAACCAGACACUGACCACCAGCUCCGUUCUCCUGUAGCUAAGAGUCGAGAUCGGACAGGAAAAAAACUGAAAAAAUCUCCAAAAUGUGACACUUGUGGAAAGAAAUUUGAAUUCAAGCAUCUAUUGAUAUCCCACCAGAGCAUCCACAUGGGAGAGAGGCCAUUUGCUUGCAAAACAUGUUGCCGCUGUUACAGAACCAAAUAUGAACUGGUGAGACACAUGAAAACUCACCAAAAAAACACGGACGUAAAGCCGUAUUGUUGUGAAACGUGUGGAAAGGGUUUUUUACUGAAAACGCGACUUGCUGUCCACAAAUGUACUCACACGGGUGACAUGCCCUUAUCCUGCGAUGUUUGUCACAGAGGCUUCGCCCGCACCGAUAAACUGGCCUUACACAUGAGGACCCACACGGGGGAGAAGCCCUUUUUCUGCAACAUUUGUAAAAAGUGUUUUGCACGCCAAGAUCACCUGACUGAACACACAAGAACCCACACGGGUGAGAAACGCUUUACUUGCAGCGUUUGCAACGCCAGCUUUUCGCAAAAGGUCCACUUGAUGACUCACAAAAGAACUCACACCGGUGAAAAACCGUACCACUGCGGCACCUGUGGGAAAUCAUUUGGUGACAGGUCAAGUCUUAGAAAGCACGUGUGCCGUUGUGCGCCUGUCUUAACACCCGAUGAAAAUGUUUAAUCGUGUGACACCUCAUGUAACUGCAAUGUUCAUAUUGCAACAUGGGAUUAUAGAGCAACACAAAUGUCAUUUUAAAUUUAUAUACUGUAUCCUCAAAUGAAAAUUUGAAUAAUUAUGUCACAGUUGCCAUUCCCUCUCAUCACGAGUCAUAUCGCAUUCGCAAUUUCUGUCAAAACAAUCCCAAUUAGGUAUUUAUAUAUAAACUUUUAAGUUUUAAGUUUUAAGCCUCACUUUUAAGUCCAUGGUUUAUUUCUUGUGCUGUUUUUAUUUGUCAAUGCUAAGAAAGUAUAAUUGUCAUUUAAAGUCUUUUCAAGAGCACUCAUGUUGUCCUCCCAUAAAAGGCCAUGAUUGAAUCAU